ACAUACUAUAAAUAUAUAUAUGUAAUUAUAAUUUAUGCAAGAUAAGAUGGCAAAAUCAAUCCGAAGUAAAUGGAAGAGAAAAUGUAGAGCAAUUAAAAGGGAACGUUAUGGAGCAAAAGAAUUAGAAAGAUUAAAAAAAACAUUGGGUAUUAAUGAAAAUGGAACACAAGAUGUUGAAAUGUCAGAUAUAUCAAAUAUUGCUACAAUUGUUGAUGCUAAAACAAUAAAGGAAAAUACAAAAGCAAAUGACAAUGUAACAAAUGUUGAAGAAAUGGAUACCGACAAUGGUGGUAGAGUAUAUAAUAAAAAAACAAUGCUAGAUCAGUAUGGAAAUUAUCCAAUAUGGAUGAGUAAACGAAAAAUUGCAAAACACAAAAAAGGUAGAGCAAAAUCACAGAAAGCAAACUCAAGGUCACAUAAAAGAUUAACUAGGAAACAAAAAAAAGCAGCAAAACAAAAAUCUUCCAUGUGAAAUUAAUAGCAUCAAUCAAUAUAAUUUUUUUAUAUUAAUUUUUAUAUAUAUUGGGUUUGUUUUUCAUUUUAUUAUAAAGCUGAAUACAAGUGAUCACAAAACUUGUUUAAAUUACACUUCAAAUGUAAAGUCUACAUUCUAAAAUAUUAUAUAAGCUAAAGAAAUGGCAGUGAUAGUACAAUUCUAUUUUCUUACAUAAAUAUUACAUCUAUGGGCAAUGCCCAAUAUUUUUAACAUUCUUCUGUUUCAUUAUAGCAAUGUUAAAAAUUCAAUAAACCAUUAUUCAUUGCUGAUUUGCAAUGUAAUCUUAAA
Apis florea (little honeybee) is the source of this 784-nucleotide messenger RNA. Its product is annotated as protein LLP homolog. Gene Ontology annotation, cellular component: nucleolus. Gene Ontology annotation, molecular function: RNA binding. Lineage: Eukaryota; Metazoa; Arthropoda; Insecta; Hymenoptera; Apidae. The record is from RefSeq and is a predicted model, not a curated record. Gene Ontology annotation, biological process: dendrite extension.